This is a messenger RNA of Zea mays, 3538 nucleotides long. RefSeq names its product G-type lectin S-receptor-like serine/threonine-protein kinase B120. Gene Ontology annotation, cellular component: plasma membrane. NCBI's taxonomy places the organism in Eukaryota, Viridiplantae, Streptophyta, Magnoliopsida, Poales, Poaceae. The transcript is spliced from 5 exons. Gene Ontology annotation, molecular function: protein serine/threonine kinase activity; ATP binding. Gene Ontology annotation, biological process: protein phosphorylation; recognition of pollen. Bases 491 to 3139 code for a protein of 882 amino acids. The record is from RefSeq and is a predicted model, not a curated record.
AGUAAAAAACCUACCGAUCACCAGACCGUCAUUCUGCCAUCAGUUGCUUACUAAUCGUGUACUAUGCCAGAUCAUGCUGGUUUGUUUUGGUCUCCUGCCAUCCUCGUGCGUCGCGCGCACGGCCUUCCUCUACCUUUUUUUUCUUCUUUUUUUUUUCUUUUCCUGGAAAUGUGAAACCCGGCCGGCCUUCGCAGCCCCUUCGUUUCCACACCACUUUACUCCUUAACCCUAAGUCGCGCCAGCCAUGGCAAUCAGCUAACUAGAGUGUCCGUUCAAAGCAAAACCACACGGUACUAAUAGUAAUCAACCGCACGCCCCCCGCGCGCGCCCACACAGUCCACUUACGUGAUAUACACAGCAGCAGCAGCUAGACGGCCAUCUGAUCAACCUUCUCGAGCUCUUCUCACAUCUCCCGCUCAUUUACCACAAGCUAGCCAAGAGGGUUCGCUCGCUAUAUUAGCUAUAUCCGGCCGCCGACAUUAUACUGACGAUGGCCCACGCCGCCGCGGCAGCGCUCGCCCUUCUCGUCUUCUUCUGCGCGCAAGCGCGGGACGCGGCCGUCCAUGUCGUCGACGCGGCGGCGACGCUGUCGCAGGGGCAGUCGCUGGGCGCCACCGACAAGCUGGUGUCGGCCGGCGGCACCUUCGAGCUGGCCUUCUUCACGCCGACGGGGGGCGACCCGUCGCGGCGGUACCUGGGCGUCAUGUACGCGCAGUCCACCGAGCAGACCGUGCCGUGGGUGGCCAACCGCGACGUGCCCGUGAGCGCGGGCUCCGCGUACUCGGCGACCGUCACGGCCGCCGGGGAGCUGCAGGUACUGGAGGGCGACCGCGUGGUCUGGCGCACCGACAACUCCGCGACGACGACGUCGCCGGGAACAGCGGGAGGCGAACAAGCAGCGAACGUGACGCUCACCGUGCUCGACACCGGGAACCUCCAGCUGGCCGCGGGCGACGGGGGCCCCGUCAUCUGGCAGAGCUUCGACCACCCCGCGGACACCUUCCUCCCCGGGAUGAGCAUCACCCUGGACCGGCGCGGCGGCGGGGCCGUCCGCCGGACGCUGUUCACGUCGUGGCGGAGCCCCGCGGACCCCGGCACCGGGGACUUCACGCUGGGGCAGGACCCGCUCGGCUCCGCGCAGCUCUACAUCUGGCAGACGACCGGCGGCCAGAACACCACCUACUGGCGGUCCGGGCAGUGGGCCAACACCAACUUCGUCGGCGUGCCCUGGCGCUCGCUCUACGUGUACGGCUUCAAGCUCAACGGCGACCCCAACAACGGCUCCGGGGUCAUGUCCUACGUCUUCAACACGUACAACAGCUCCGAGUACCGGUUCAUGCUCCACUCCAACGGCACCGAGACGUGCUACAUGCUCCUCGCCACCGGCGACUGGGAGACCGUCUGGUCGCAGCCGACCAUCCCGUGCCAGGCCUACAACAUGUGCGGCGCCAACGCCCAGUGCGCCGCCGCCGCCGACGGCGGCCAGGCAGUCUGCACCUGCCUGACAGGUUUCGAGCCGAGGAACGUAUCGGAGUACAGCAACGGGAACUGGACGCAGGGGUGCGUCAGGAGCUCCCCGCUGCCCUGCGGCGGCGAGCCGAACGUGAGCGGCGCUGGCGCCGGCGCCGGCGUAGGCGUUGGCUUCGCCGACCUCCCGGGCGUGAAGCUGCCCAACUUCGCGGCCUGGGGAUCCACUGUGGGCGACGCGGCCGCGUGCGAGCAGUCGUGCCUGGGCAACUGCUCGUGCGGCGCGUACAGCUACAGCACUGGCACCGGCUGCCUCACCUGGGGCCAGGACCUGCUGGACAUCUACCGCUUCCCGGAUGGAGAAGGAUACGAUCUGCAGAUCAAGGUCCCCGCGUACUUACUUGAGACGGGCUCCAAAAGGAGGCGAUGGACGACAGUUGUCGUCGCCGUAGUCGUCGCCGUGGCUGUAUUGGCAGGAUGCGGCCUUCUCCUGUGGAAAUGCAGGAGAAGGAUCAAAGAGAAACUUGGCAUCGUUGUUGGCAGUGAGGAGACGAAGGCGACGCAGCCGUCUCUGCUUCCUUUGAGGGAAGCAAGGCAGGAUUUCUCAGGGCCGAAGCAGACUGAUCAAGAGGAAGCAGAGGGCGGCAAGAAGUUCGAGCUGCCUAUCUUCUCCUUGGAGACGGUAGCGGCGGCCACCGGCGACUUCAGUGCCGACAACAAGCUUGGGGAGGGAGGCUUUGGCCAUGUCUACAAGGGAAGACUUCCCGGGGCCGAAGAGGUUGCGGUGAAGAGGCUGUCCCGGGGCUCAGUGCAGGGGAUGGAGGAGUUUAAGAACGAGGUCAUCCUGAUCGCCAAGCUGCAGCACCGCAACCUUGUCAAGUUGUUAGGCUGCUGCAUCCAGGGGGAGGAGAAGAUCUUGGUGUACGAGUACAUGCCCAACAAGAGCCUGGACGGCUUCCUUUUCGAUCCGGCGCGGCGAGGCCUGCUGGACUGGAAGACGAGGUUCCACAUCAUCGAGGGCAUCGCCCGAGGGCUCCUGUACCUCCACAGGGACUCGCGUCUCCGCGUGGUGCACCGCGACCUCAAGGCCAGCAACAUCCUGCUAGACCACGACAUGAUCCCCAAGAUCUCCGACUUCGGCAUGGCGCGCAUCUUCGGCGGCGACCAGAACCAGGUGAACACGAACCGCGUCGUGGGCACGCUGGGGUACAUGUCACCCGAGUACGCCAUGGAGGGCCUCUUCUCCGUGCGCUCCGACGUGUACAGCUUCGGCAUCCUCAUCCUGGAGAUCGUCUCCGGGCAGAAGAACAGCAGCUUCCACCACAUGGAGGGCUCCCUCAACAUCGUCGGCUACGCGUGGCAGCUGUGGAACGCCGACAGGGGGGAGCGCCUGAUCGACCCGGCCAUCCUGCCGGCGUGCUCCGUGCGGGAGGCGCUGCGCUGCGUGCACAUGGCGCUGCUGUGCGUGCAGGACCACGCGUGCGACCGCCCGGACAUCCCCUACGUCGUCAUGGCGCUCGGCAGCGACAGCUCCGUGCUGCCGAUGCCCAAGCCGCCCACGUUCACGCUGCAGUGCACGUCGUCGUCGGACAGGGACGGGAUCUUCCCGGACAAGGUCGACGAGUCCUACUCCGCCUGCGAUCUCACCGUUACCAUGCUGCAUGGGAGGUAGUAGCUAGGCUAGCAGGAAUAGGAUGCAGGGAAUUGCAUUAGACGAAGCUGUACAUUAGACCUGAAAGUUUGGGCCGGGCUGUUUUAAGCCGCUCAUAACAGCACGACACGAAUAUAAGGCUAGGCUAGGCUUUAAUUUUCAGCCUAUCGUGCUGCCCGGCCCGGCACGAGUAAUUGGGCCGUGCUCGGGCCGGCUGGAAAGGCCUGUAAAAGAGCGAUCGUGCGAUGUUUCUAUAUAACCAUUCUAUGUAAAGGAGGAGAGCAGAAUUAGUGCUUUCUCUUAUAUAGGCGCAUGAGGAGCUUAGUUCAUUGAACUAUUCUCUCUAAUGUACGUUGAUGUAUCAAAUCGUUAAUAAUUAUAGAUAAUGACAGGUAGUUACUAGUAGCAUCUUAGUUAUCA